Oryzias melastigma (Indian medaka) is the source of this 4940-nucleotide messenger RNA. Its product is annotated as small conductance calcium-activated potassium channel protein 2. NCBI's taxonomy places the organism in Eukaryota, Metazoa, Chordata, Actinopteri, Beloniformes, Adrianichthyidae. Gene Ontology annotation, biological process: potassium ion transmembrane transport. The transcript is spliced from 10 exons. Gene Ontology annotation, cellular component: neuronal cell body; plasma membrane; neuron projection. Bases 353 to 3316 code for a protein of 987 amino acids. Gene Ontology annotation, molecular function: calmodulin binding; small conductance calcium-activated potassium channel activity. The record is from RefSeq and is a predicted model, not a curated record.
AAGUGGAUUUCUCCAUCAGAUGGAGGGUGAAUCAUUUAUGUUUCGUCCCAUUAAAGAUGAAUCAAGUUCUCGAGACAGAAAAAAGAAAUAUUCAAAAUGAUCAGUCAUGAGAUUUGAACAUCUGAAGGAAAAAGGAUCGAUCCUCUGCAACCUGUGCGCGUGGCAAGCAAUGGACCGGUACUGAGUGUUGAAGGCGGCGUUCUGGCUGCACAGUGACGUUUUAAGGCAGGUCCUGGUCAGACCUACCAAUGGUAAAAGUCGGUCCUACUCUGCUGGGACCGAUCGCAAUGAAUGGGUGUCGGUGCUCUGCGCAGCGCAGGAGCAUCCACAGCGAGACGCGGCGAUCAGGGGGAUGCGGCAUCGGUACGCGGGAGCUGUCCAUCAGCACCAAAUCCCCGCCAGCAAGCCAGCGAAGACCGAGCCCCGCCGAGAGCAAGUCGCGCCCGUUUUCUGCCUGCCGCCCCCGCCCUCUUCCCGAGAGCGCACCGCCGCCGCCGCGCACCGCCAGAGUCUCCAGGAGCUCCCGUGUCUGAUCCAGCCCCCACGGAGACCGGUCCACAGCGGCGACCCGCUCCCUCUGGCGCGCUACGACACCACCCGCCCACCGGCGCAGCGAGGAGCCGCAGCCAGCAGCGGGGAGCCGGCGCACCUGCAGCAGGAUCCCUGGGCCCCGUCCGGCUGUCGGCAGCAGCAGCCGCAGCCGCCGCCGCUGCAGUCGGAGGGGGAGCCUUUUUUUCCAGGCUGCCACUGCAGCUUUUCAGAGCAGGAGGCGAUCCUUCCACGGAACAAGCCCCCCUCACUUUUACCGCCGCCUCCUCCUCCGCCGUCCUCCUCUCUGCUCCUUUCCCAGGGAUCUAAAGGAAGGAGCGGGAACAAUUGCAAGGAGGGGAGCAUCGUGGAACGCUGCAGGGGAGGAGGAGGAGGAGGGCAGCGAGACCACAGGCAGUUGUUGCAGCAGCAGCAGCAGCAGCAGCAGCGCUGUCAUUUAAGACUCCAACAGAGGGACCCCUCCCCUGAAGGAAGCCGUGCAAACUCGCAGAAGGGGCGCUCUUUAAAUGUGUGCGAGGCCACAGAGUCUGGGAGAGCAUUUGAGAGUCCGCCUCGGGAGCUGCAGCAGCAGCAGCAGCAGCAGCAGCAACAGAUCCCUCAAUUACGCGCGCAGCAACAGCUGCUGGUGGGAAGCAGCUUGCCUGUCAACUACUGCGCCAGCGGCUCAGGGGAGCUAUGUAGGACUCAGCAGGCUCCACUGCUGCGACAGCAACAACAACAGCAGCAGCAGCAGCAGCAGCAGCAGCAGCAGCAGCAGCAAGGUGCGCUGGGAAUCUCUGCCCGGCGUCCGCAGCAACACUGUGAACCAGAUCGCAAUAAGUGCGCGAGGACCGCACAGGCGCAGCCGCACAGCCGCGUAACCCCGCCGGUUACACCGCAGCCACACGCGGGGAAUUCAGACUGCAGCAGCAGCAGCAGCAGCAGAGGCAGCCCUAACUACGGCUCCAGCUAUCACCUGUGGCCGGAGAGCCCGCAUAAAGGAGAGGAGAUAAUCCGCAUCGACCUCCAUAAGGCCACCACUGAGCAGAGGAAGCUGAGCCAUGCUGGAUCCAAGCCCUCUCUCUCUGAGAGCAGUGGCCGACUCCCUCAGAUAGCCAUGAACACCUGCAAGUACAAUGGCGGAGUGGUGAGACCAUUAGUGGGCAGCCUGGCGUCCUCGUCGCGCCGCAACCUCGCAGAGCUCGACUCGGAGACACAACCCUUGCAGACGCUGCACAGCUCUGGCCUGGAGGUGGUGGUUUCCAAGGGCAACGGCGGUGAAGACCCCAGCAAGGCUUCCAACGAGAGCUUAGUCAGGGAGGGCAGCGGUCGAGGUGGCGGGAGGGCUCCACAGAAGAAGAACAGGGACAUUGGCUACAAACUUGGUCAUCGGAGAGCGCUGUUUGAGAAGAGGAAGCGGCUGAGCGAUUACGCACUCAUCUUUGGGAUGUUUGGGAUUGUUGUCAUGGUGACAGAGACAGAACUUUCGUGGGGGGUUUACACUAAGGAAUCUUCAUACUCAUUUGCACUGAAAUGCCUCAUCAGCCUUUCCACUGUUAUACUGCUUGGUCUUAUAAUAAUGUACCACGCUCGGGAAAUCCAGCUCUUUAUGGUCGACAACGGCGCGGACGACUGGAGGAUAGCCAUGACGUACGAGCGGAUCUUCUUCAUCGUGCUGGAGCUCCUGGUGUGUGCCAUCCACCCCAUCCCCGGCCAAUACGUCUUCACGUGGACGGCGCGCCUGGCCUUCACCUACACGCCGUCCGUGGCCGACGCGGACGUGGACAUCAUCCUCUCCAUCCCCAUGUUCCUGAGACUCUACCUGAUCGGCAGGGUCAUGCUGCUCCACAGCAAGCUGUUCACGGAUGCUUCGUCCCGCAGCAUAGGCGCCCUCAAUAAGAUCAACUUCAACACGCGCUUCGUCAUGAAGACCCUCAUGACCAUCUGUCCAGGAACUGUGUUGCUGGUGUUCAGUAUAUCCUCCUGGAUCAUUGCUGCAUGGACUGUGCGUGUCUGUGAGAGGUAUCAUGACAAACAGGAAGUGACCAGUAACUUCCUGGGAGCCAUGUGGCUCAUCUCAAUUACCUUCCUCUCCAUUGGUUAUGGGGACAUGGUGCCACACACGUACUGUGGGAAAGGCGUGUGUCUGCUGACAGGGAUCAUGGGUGCUGGUUGCACUGCACUGGUCGUCGCAGUGGUGGCCAGGAAGCUGGAGCUGACCAAGGCUGAGAAGCAUGUCCACAACUUCAUGAUGGACACACAACUCUGCAAACGAGUGAAGAACACAGCUGCCAAUGUACUCAGGGAAACAUGGCUCAUUUACAAACACACCAAGCUGGUCAAGAAGAUAGAUCACGCCAAGGUCCGGAAACACCAGCGCAAGUUUCUCCAAGCCAUUCACCAAGCUCAGAAACUGCGCAGUGUGAAGAUGGAGCAGAGGAAACUGAAUGACCAGGCUAACACCUUGGUGGACCUGGCAAAGACGCAGAAUGUGAUGUAUGACUUGGUGUCGGAGCUGCAGGAGCGCAGUGAGGAGCUAGACAAGCGCAUCGGCACGUUGGAGGACAAGCUGGACUCGGUAACGGGCAGCUUGCAGGCUCUGCCCUGCCUCAUCUCCCAAGCCAUAUCCCAGCAGCAGCAGGACUUCCUGGACGGCUUUGUUCACCGUUUCCGGCCUGCUUCCCUAGCAUCGGAGCGUUCCGAACGCUCCGAGCGAUCCUGGACUUCCACCACCCGCAGGAGGCGCUCCCCCUCGACAGCACCGCACACUUCCUCCGACAGCGGAUAACUUUGACAGAACUUCUGCGAGAUUUACCAUUUGCAAUUAUUGCCUUUCCCAAAACUAAAAGCAUCACCGGUCCCAUCCAAAGCCUGCAUCCACGUGUGAGUCUGGACUUAAACCCAUAUCUUGAUCCCAUGACUUGAUUGAUCCCCCCACCACCGCCCUCCCGAUCAACCAAAUAAUUCCUCUGUGACUGACCUCCCAGCAGAGGUCUGGAUUAGAGCUACUCAAAAGAACAAAAAAGAGAAGAGGAAAUAAAAAAACACACAAAUGCAUCCAAGAAAAACAGAGUAAAAAAAUCAAGAAAAACCAAGAUACAGUAGAGAUAUGGUUUAUGUUUUAGCCAUUGUAUGGCUGUUCAAGUUAGCUUUUUUGUAAAAGCCCUUGUAUAGUUUAAAAAAAACAAACGAAAAAGACUGAGUUCAGGAUCGCUGGGGUGAAAGCUGGCUAUCACACCGGAGAGUCCUUAACCACACGGGGGAAGUUGGUCUGCGGAGCUGAGGGCCUCGGCUCACCUGGACACCUGUCCACCCGUCUGUCCGUUUAUGUUUGUCCGGAGAGGAGACCACUCCCUUCAAAAAGAGACCAGAGUCGUGGAUUUCUUCCUAUAGCUUAGGGGCAAAGGCUUUAGAAGUUGCUACGUCGGCGUCAGGUUUGAAAUGCACUUAAGUCGGAGAAACUGUCAGACAAACUAGCAAAGGGGAUGCAUAUGGCAUUACUACUAGGUAGGAUAAAAAAAUAUACACAUUUGCCAACUUCGAGGUGAAAGCUUCCUUGUUCAUACCAAGAACAAAGAAAGGAGAGUGACUAUCUUUUUUAGUUACAUAUUAACGUGAUUUUUCAGUGCCUGAAUGUAUAAUAAGUAGAGGGUUAUUUAAUUACUAAUUUCAGAGCUUUUUUACGAUGUUAACAGUCUGAAUACGGCAUUGCAUUCCUUUUUCAGAUACAUUCCUCUGCAAAAAUGUAAAGAAAAUGUCUUAAUGUAAUGCAUAACAUUGCCUUCAUUACACUGCAACUCCAAAUGUUUUGAAAGAAGCCUCUCUCUUGUCAUUUCUACGAACACAGACACAGAAAUGAGAAGUUCAGAGGGCUAGCAGAAGUUACGACGACCAAGCAGUGAAUUAUGAAAAACUACUUUUCUCACUAACGUCUCACCACUGAGGCAUAAACCACUGAAUUAAACACAAACUUCUAAUUUUUUUCCUUUUUUUUCUGCAUGGUUCUGCUCGAAAAACAACAACGGAGGAUUUUAACUUUGUGUUACUUUGGUUUGUUUUGAUGCUUUUUUUUCAUCCUCCUUAUUUCACCAAAUUUCUAGAAAAUGUAUUUACAUUUUUAUUUUUUAUUUUUUAGAAUAUCCAAAAUCUUUACAAUUUCAGAGCAUUGAGAGUUGCAGGAUGUAAUUCUGUGAUGCAAACACUGUUUGCAAUAUGAGGAAAAUAAUAAAAAAGAAUCCUGAGAGGAUACAAAUAAAAGUGCUAAAGAAACCAAUAGUUACUGAACUGAUCUUUUCCCAAAUACAAAAGAAAGGUUGGUAACAUUUUAUAAGGGUCCAAAUCAUACACUUAAUUAAUGAAGCCUUCUGUCUGAUUCAUAAUGAUUUCAUAAAUAAAUCAGCUAAAGGAUGUGA